GGAGAUCUUCAAAAUCCAAAAGCUAUUUCAGAUUUUGAAAUUACAAAUGAUUGAAAACCACCAUGGCACGUUAAACCUAUGUAACAAACCUGCACAAUCUACACAUGUACCCCAGAACUUAAGAGUACAAUAAAUAUAGAAAAAGAAACUACAAAUGAAAAUGCUGUUGAAGCGUUGUACCAGUUUAAAUAGCUGGGAAACAAAAUAUCAAUCUCUAUAAUCCAUCUAGACAAAAGCACUUACUUUUUAAAAGAGGAAGAUGUUUUGGGGACCAAAAGAGAGAAAACCUCUGUGAAAGAUCCCCAGCCAUGAUUGGCCCUGCUUUGCUCUGAGCUCAUGAAAAGCCUUUGUGAUGUCAUAACAGACAGGCCUAUAUAAGGCCCUGGCUGGGUCAUGGUUUUUGGUCUGAGAAAUCCCUGGAAGCUUUUUUGGUGACCUGUGGACUCAGACCAGCUUAGCGAUUACGAGUUGUUUGGCGGGGUGGGGGGAGUUUUUGUGGGAGGGGCGUUGUUGUGUUUUUUAGUUAGUAUAGUUAAUAUAGUUGGUACUGUUUCUUAGCAUUUUAGUGUUCUUUGGGAUAGUUAGUAUUGUUAAUAUUUUAGCGUAGUCCAUAGAGUUAGAGUAGUUAUUUGUAUAUAGUUAGUGUAGACAAAGUAGGCACCAUGAGGCAGGGCUUGGCCUCCACCUCACCUGCCCUGCGGCCACCUUAUUAUCAAAUACUAAACUUUAUAGGCCGUGGUGCCUUUGGGGAGGUCACGCUGGCCCGCCACUUAAUGACUGGCAUCCGGGUGGCGGUGAAAACAAUCAACAGAACCAGCUUCCUCUCUAGCCACAGAGAGAUGACUGUUUUACAGUCGGUCCGCCACGGCAACAUCAUUAACCUUUACCAAAUGAUUAACAGCAGAGAGGCGUGCCAUUUCGUUAUGGAGUAUGCCGCAGGAGGAAGCCUGGCCAACUGGCUUGACCACCACAUAGUGGAGGAGGAGGAGGCCCGAGGCAAGUUCCAACAAAUGCUGUCCGCCGUGAGCUACCUCCACCGCCGAAGCAUCGCUCACCGAGAUCUUAAACCUGACAACAUGCUGUUAGAUGGCAAAGGGAACAUAAAAAUUACAGAUUUUGGAUCAGCCAUAACUUUUUAUGAGGGGCAGAGGCUGAGAGCAGGUCAUGGGACCCUCCCCUACAUGGCCCCAGAACUCUUUGGGGCCCAGGGCUAUGAAUGUCCCGCCAUGGACAUAUGGAGCCUAGGCGUCACGUUAUACCAGAUGGUGUCCAACAGUCUGCCCUUCUUCGCAGUGAGUCGUUUCCAACUGAUAUCCCUCAUUCUAUCUGGCCAGUAUGUUAUUCGGCACUAUUUCUCAGAAGGCCUAAAAAGCCUAAUUAAAAACCUUUUAAUAUCUAAUCCCAAUGAGCGGCCGACAGCAGACAAAGUCUUGAGGGACCCGUGGGUGAACAACGGCCAGGACUUGCCUCCAGCGACGUAUGAAGAGCCGAUUGAAGACCACCCGAACUGUGAGACCAUAAGGCUCUUGGUGGCCAUGGGAUUGAAGCCAGAAAACAUCGUAAAGGCAAUUGAAGACCAUGUCUUUAAUUAUCCCAUGGCCACCUACCGUAUUGUAGAUGGAGAAAAAAAGCCAUCCAUUACCACUCCACAGUCUCUUGCUCCUGGGGAUCCUACAUGUUUAGUCACUGAGAUUUCCAGUUCACCUGCCGGCCUUCACAGGAAGUCAGACCCCCAGCAUGCCCCCACGGCCUCCCUGACCAUCGAGCGCAAUUGUGGAGAUGUAGAAAACUUGGCACGGCAAACCCUCCAGUGUGACCGUGUGGCCUCCUCCACUGUAAGCGCCAUAGGCGGUGGUGGUGCUUUAGAAACCUUGGCAGAGCAAGUCCCCCAGCGUGACCUCGUGUCUGCAGCCUCCAGCAAGUGCUCCACCGGCAGUGAAAAUUUAGAAACUUUGGCUCAACCAGCCCUCCCGCAUAACAUGGCCGCCUCCACUCAGAUCACCACCCAGAGCACCGUGGCUCAACAACCAGGACACGAAGGCAGCAUCCUCCAAGCUGGGCAGCCCGAGGCUGUGUUGGCCCGGCCAAGAAGAGGCUGGAGCUGCCGCAGGGCUGCCCGAAGGUGCAUUGCCAUAAUAAGGAGAUUCUGUUGCUGCCUCUGUCCACCCAAGAGGCAGAGUAAGAGGGCCCACCCAAGAGAAAAAAUUGGAGAGGACGAAGGCCCGAAACCUGAGAUGCCCAGGAGCAACGUUGGAGCCUGCAGCACUUUAUAUAAAAAAAUAUAAAAAUAAAUGUAUCAUUCUGAUAAAUGAC
Callithrix jacchus (white-tufted-ear marmoset) is the source of this 2313-nucleotide messenger RNA. RefSeq names its product serine/threonine-protein kinase MARK2-like. Gene Ontology annotation, molecular function: protein serine/threonine kinase activity; ATP binding. NCBI's taxonomy places the organism in Eukaryota, Metazoa, Chordata, Mammalia, Primates, Cebidae. Gene Ontology annotation, cellular component: cytoplasm. Gene Ontology annotation, biological process: intracellular signal transduction; protein phosphorylation. The record is from RefSeq and is a predicted model, not a curated record.